GCCGGCCAUUUCAGUGCUGUUGCUCCAGUCGAACAUUGUCGCGCUCGCUCUUGGUUGGAUUGAAGCGUCACGCAUUGGGACCAUGUCCACAGGCGGCGUCUGGUUUGCGCUUCUGUCCGACACGCCUCCUCUCAUGCAAGCGUGUUGGCUCGCUCACGGCAAUCAUGCAAUCGGUCGGCGCUGCAUACGAAAUCCGAUCGGACCCGUCGAUUGACCAAGCGUUCUGGCGUCGCUACCGCCAAAUGCUGCCGUUACUGAUAACCAUCGGUGCAGCCUUGGCCGGGUAUUUUGGCAGCUGGGGCUGGAGCGUGGUCCAUACAUCCCUUCUGGACUCGCUGCUGUUGGUAUGCACGUCGCCAUUGCUCAUGGUAGGCAUCAUCAUAUUGCGGUGGCUCUAUCGACAUUGUCGACCGCCCCAUAAAAACCAACAACUCCAGCCUGUCAAGUUGCAGCCUCGUGUAGCCCAAGAGAUCACCUCGUUGAUGGACAAUCGAGCCAAUCCUUCGAACGACCCCACAGGGUUUGAAGCAGUCGUGUGCCCAGAGAUUGCCCUCCCGCCAACCGUGGAUCGAGGUUGUGCGCCCAUCGUUGGGUUUGCUGGGAUCGUCGCGCUUUUAUCGACGGCCAUCGACAAAGGGAGCAAGAGCCGACAUGUGGCAUUGGGUAUUCCACUUGCCGGAGAUGGAUGCCUCUUUUUCUUUAUAUGCUCUCCGUCACCAGCGGUCUACUUGGGAACUGCGUCGCUUGUGUUUGAGUCGCACACAACAGUGUGGGGACUCGGACCAGCGUCCCUGUUUGGGUUCCUCGGAGACUGGAAACGCUUUGGCUUGGCCUUUGGCGCGGCCUUCUUUGCCGGGUUCUUUGGUCACGCGUGCGCAAAUAUCGCGGUGGUGUAUGUUAGCCCACUACUGAUCUCCAUUGCAGCACUGUGGGAGGCCCUCCUCGGAAGCCUCGUGGGGUAUCUGGUUGGUGUCCAAGGUCCGCCGGAUAUCAUGGCCCUCGUUGCAGCCAUCUUCCUCCUGGGCGGCGCCGCCCUCGUCACCCUCGGCGGUCGAGACAAGAACCCACCCGACCAUGCUGUGUAG
Messenger RNA from Aphanomyces invadans, 1085 nucleotides. RefSeq lists its product as hypothetical. The transcript is spliced from 3 exons. Lineage: Eukaryota; Oomycota; Saprolegniomycetes; Saprolegniales; Verrucalvaceae. Bases 165 to 1085 code for a protein of 306 amino acids. The record is from RefSeq and is a predicted model, not a curated record.